Messenger RNA from Klebsormidium nitens, 1632 nucleotides. The record is from the annotation of a GenBank genome assembly. NCBI's taxonomy places the organism in Eukaryota, Viridiplantae, Streptophyta, Klebsormidiophyceae, Klebsormidiales, Klebsormidiaceae.
AUGGCGCGAAUCGACGGGCGGCCUUGGGUGGCCAAGUACGCGGACCGCCUGUACGGCGUGGAUGCGCAAUAUGAGGCGGCGUGCAAAUGGCUGGACAGGCUGGAGGAUCCCGACGACGUCGAGUGUGAGCGCAUGCUCAUCCUCGCCGGCCCUCCCGGCUCCGGCAAGACGGCCCUGGCCGCGAAGGUCCUGCGGGAGCACGGCUUCUCAGUGCUCGAGAGGAACGCGAACGACAACCGCACGAAGUCGGCCCUUUGCGAGGACAUCCUCAGGACGGCCACAUCCGCCUUCGCCUUCCGCAGGCAGGCCAUCCUCAUAGAGGGGGUGGACGCCAUCGCCGUGACCGCCACGAACUGCGGGCUGGACGUGCUGAUCGAUCUGGCGACGGAGCACCGGAACCCGUGGAACGUCGUGCCGCUGGUGUGCACCAUGGACACGGCGAAGACGCGGGGCAGGCUGUCGGAGCUCACGAAGAGGUCGCAGGUGCUCGUGCUGCCGGGCCUCGAUGCGGCGAAGCUGUCGGAGCUCGCCGCGUACGUGCUGAGGGAGGAGGGCAAGACGUUCGACUCGGAGCGCCUGCGGCGCAUGUGCACGCGCGCGAAGGGGGACGCGAGGUGGCUGCUCACGGCCCUCGAGUUCGAAUACGGCGGCGGUGAGCCCUCCGCAUCGGGGUGCGCUUCCGAGGCGGACCGCCGCAGGACGGACGACGUGGGGGCCGCCCGCAAGAUCCUGUACGAGGCGGAGUGCACGCGGGACGUCGAAGAGGCGCUGGUGGAGGACGAGGGAUACGCCCUCGCGUCCCUCGUACAGGAGAACUACCCCCUCGCUUGCGGGGACGACAUGGACGUCGCCUCGGCGGUCGCGGACUGCAUGGUUGAUGAGGACGCGCUGGAGACCUUCGUGCACGCCACCCAGAGCUGGGAAUUCCUGCCGGUCACGCUCUCGGCGGGCAUGCACCGGGCGAGCUCCUACCUGUGGCGGGCCAGGAGGACCGCGGGCUCCACCCACAGAGACGCCUCGCUCGCGGUGAGCGCGGACCCGUCCCGACGCAAGGGAAGGAGCCGGCGGGCGGAGAGGAAGACCGGGUGGGGGGUCGUGAACCCCUCGCUGGCCUGGAGCAAAGCGUCGUACGCCGCCGCCCAGAUGAAGAAGCUGGUCGGCAUCGCGAGCGCCCUGCGCACGGAGACCGGCGUGGGCAUGAGCGUGGGCCUCGAGUGGCUAACCUCCUUCUGCGCGAUCGCGACCGAGGCGGCGGAGCGAGCGGCGGAAGGGCGCGCCAUGGACGAGCUGGCCGCCCUGGUGGCUGGGUACGGGAUGCGAGCGCGACACGUGGAGGACAUCAUGAGGCUGUGUGCCCCGUUGACCCGGACCCUCCGACUCAAGCGGCCCGACGCGAGGAGGCUUAAGGAACUGUGCGGCGACGACUACGACGAACAGGAUUCCGGGAGCGAGUCGGGAUCGGACGCCUCGCGCGGCUCCGAGGACAGUGAGGAGGACCCCGAGUACGUGCCGGGCAUGAAGACCGCAUCGGAGACGGACGCAGAAGAGGACGACGAGGACGACGAGGUCGAAGAGGAGAGAGAUGAUGACUACGAGAUCAUCGAUCCGGUGGAUGACCCAGACGCAGGGUAG